UUGUUGACUGUUGAGUGAAGUGACAAGGACAAGUGACAGUCUUUUUUUACGAUGUUGGCGAUGGCAACACUGUAUACGUUAACUUCAGAAAACUUAAAGCCAAAUUAUUGAAUUUCCAAAGAUUUAAGUGUUUUCUUUAGUCAUUAUUAUUUAAUCAGUCUCCAGUGUUAAAAAUAAUUUAUCAUCAAGUAUUAAAAAAAAUUGUGUUGAAUGUUUUGACGUUUUGAGGUUAUAAUAAUAGAAAUGUCAUAGCAAAGAAGGUCAUACCUACUUUAUUAUCAAUUAUUAGAAAAAUGAUUAUAGUGCGUUUUUUUAAAUACUUACCUACUUAUCGCACGUAAAUUCUAGAUAUGAAAUUUUGAAACAGUUUACAGACUUCAUCAUUAAAGAUAUUAAAUGGAUCUACCAGAACUUCAAGAUGUACCUGAUGGCGACAAAGAUUUGCAAGCUCAAAUACACGGAUUGUUGGAAGAAAAGAAACAAAUUCAAGAGGAAUUUAACAUCCAAAGGGCUAAGCUGAAAGACUUGUUCCUUUUAAAAGAAGCUGAAUUGGCUAGGAAAAUUGAGGAAAAUGAAAAACUUAGUGGAGAAUUAGCUAAAUUAAAAAAUGAGUUAGAUGAUUGUAAAAGCCAAUUAGUUGUUGAUAGUAUGACUCUGGAGUCUACUUUUGAAGUGGAAAAGAGAAAGGCUGACGAAGAAAUAGCUUCUUUACAAAGAUUAGUACAUGAAACUGUAGAAGAAUCGAGUUCAACUAGAUCUUUGUAUGAUACGGAAUUGAAAAAGUUAGAUAAUUAUAUACAACAGCUUCAAAAAGAAAUUAGUGAUUUAAAACGGGAGAAGAAAGAAGAGUCACCACAUCACAUAUCACAGGAGCACAGCAGUUUAGCGCCUAGUCAAGUUUUGAACGUUCUAACCAAAGGUUUAAAGAAAUUAGGAGCCGAUUCGUUUUCGUCACAAGAAAGCGUUGAAGAUCCUUCAAGAAAGACUGAAGAAGACGCAGAAGUGUUAAGGUCAUUAGUGGAACCACUGAAUGACCAAAUUAAAGCCCUAAAGGAAAAGCUUAGAGCUACCGAUGAACAGCUACAAAGGUGCAAAGCGUGCAGUCAUCGCCAGGACGACGUACCCAGUAGCGGUUCGUCACCGCAUCACGCAAACUUGAGCGCCACUGCGGCCACAAACACAUCGUUCGAGUCUCACAGGCUCUUCAUCUGUGAUAUGUGUAGUAAUUAUGAAGCACAGCUAGUGAGAGAACAAAAACUAUGUAAAGAAUUGGAAGCUAAGGUGGUUUCAGCCGAAAAGGCGGCAGAAAGACACAAGGAGGAAUUGCUGAAAGAAAUUGGGUUCAGGAAAGACAUGGAGGAGAAGUGGAACGAGAAAAAGGAGGAGCACAAAAGACAGGUAGCUGAAUUAACAAGGACUACGGAAUGCACCGAACAAGAUUUGAUGGAACUGAAGCAGUUUUUUAAUCAAACUUGUUCGGAAAUGAAGAUGAGUUUAGGGAAAUUGACGCACGAAAGGGAAACUGUGCAUCAAGAGCUUGUCAAAUUGCAGCAAGAAAAUGACAUGUUAGUAGGUAAAUAUACGGCACAUUCUCAAGAACUACAAAGCGAAAAAAUCGAUUUGCCUAAUACCGUCGAGGAGCUUCAAGAGCUUAUCCUGAAGAUCCAACAGGAUUUAAUAAUAACGAAAAUCGGCAAAGAAGCGAAAGAGAAGAACGUGAAUACACUCCAAUCGGAAAUUAUGCUGUUAAAAGAUAGAAUAACGAACGAUCAACAUGAAAGAAAAGGAUUGGAAGAUAAUUUGGAAGUUGAAAUAAGAUCACUUAGGAAACAGAUAGAUCAAUUACAGAAAGAGAAGAAGCAAAUCUCUUCCAGCCAAGAGAAGUUGGCAAAUUCGGAAAUUCAAAAUCAAGAAAAAUUGAAGGAACAGACUAAUAAAAUUAACGAAUUAACUGAAGCAAUAAAAACGUUAGAAAGACAAAACAACGAGUUAAUAAAUCGAGUGACUUCUUUACAACAAGAACUGGAUAACACGGAAACCGUUCAGCAAGAUUUCGUUAGAUUAUCACAAAGUUUACAGAUACAAUUAGAAAAAAUUAGAGAAUCGGACAACGAAGUGCGAUGGCAGCACGACGAAGACGUGGACGAGUGCCCUAACUGUCACACCGGAUUCUCGUCGUCCAAGCGAAAGCAGCACUGCAAGCACUGCGGGCAGAUUUUCUGCCAGAACUGCCUCGCUCGGACCGUUUUGUCGGGACCGCACAGUCGGCCUUCGAAAGUCUGCGACGUGUGUCACACGCUAUUAGACAAAUCGUCGGCGCCGUAUUUCAGCGAAGCUCCGCCCAUGACUUGAACUCGCACGCCGCGCUUGUAAUUAUCGUGUCAGAAAGUAUAGAUGUGAUGUUGAUGUAUUUAAAUUUUAAGCUUGUAUAAAGUUAUUGUAUCUAUUUGAAAUUGAAGCAUUAAACCGUUUUAAAUAUCC
This is a messenger RNA of Psylliodes chrysocephalus, 2481 nucleotides long. The record is from the annotation of a GenBank genome assembly. NCBI's taxonomy places the organism in Eukaryota, Metazoa, Arthropoda, Insecta, Coleoptera, Chrysomelidae.